Molecule: messenger RNA, 690 nt
Organism: Symbiodinium sp. CCMP2456
Lineage: Eukaryota; Dinophyceae; Suessiales; Symbiodiniaceae
Source: the annotation of a GenBank genome assembly
AUGAUGUACCAUGCGAAUCCUUUCAUGCUGGCCCUUGUGGUGUCCACGCAGAAAGCGCCCUUCGCGGUUCGUGAGCUGUACACGUCCGAUAAGUGCGCUAACGGCAGCGGCGUUGCUGCCUCGAAAGACAUUGCGAGGGUCUGUAUGGUGCCACAGAACUACAAAGUGCUUCUGUAUUCCCGACGGAUUGUUUACCGAUAUUACGAUUCCUCGGACGUGUCCUGCAGCGGGCCUCUAAACCGCAGUGAGGUGAUCUCAACCGACGAUUGUGUUCUUGAUGCUGAAGCGUCGGAGAUUCAGAACGAGUCCCGCUACGCGAAAUGGACGAUGAGUUUUUAUGAUGCUGUCGUUGAGCAAGUGUAUGAUUCCGAAGACUGUUCCGGCACCAUUUUGGAAACCAAUGUGCUGGAGCUGGGAGUGUGCGAUCAUCAGCACCGACGUACGUUCGCAUGCCAUGAGGGUGUCGUCGAGGAGCUGCAUUACGAUGUCGGCUGCGUGGGCGACAAUCAGUCGUGGCUGUCUUUCCCUUUGCAAGAUUGCAUUUCGCAUGAGUCUGCGAACAGAAGUCGAAGAUUUGCGUCAAGUUCCUGCAGAAUGAGUGAUUCGAGCCAAAGGCUCGGCUUAGGCUUCUGGGCCAUAGGUCUCACCCUUCUUGCAUACCACUUCAGAGGUGCCACUUGCCAAGCUUGA